CCAUCAAUUCAACCAUAUAGUAUGGGCCUCUUUCUCUCUCAUUUUCAGUUGAAACGAUUGCAAGCACUUUAGCUUCACCAAUCACCACCAUGGAUUCCGAAUCAGUGAUUGAGUUCCUGGGCUGCGUUCCUCUGCUUCAGAGGCUUCCCAGCUCCUCUCUCAAGAAAGUCGCCCGGGUCGUCAUUUUGAAGCACUACGAUAGUGGAGAGUAUGUUGUUCGUGAAGGUGAAACCGGAGAUGGGGUUUACUUCAUAUGGGAUGGAGAGGCUGAAGUUACUGGUUCUGUUAAUGCUGAUGAAGGAAAUCGACCUGAGUUCAAAUUGAAACGAUACGAUUAUUUUGGUUAUGGUUUUGCAGCAUUGGAACAUCAGGCUGAUGUGAUUGCUUUAUCUAAGUUGACAUGCUUGGUGCUGCCCCAUGAACACUGUACUCUUCUGCAGCCAAAAUCAAUCUGGAAUGCUGAUAAAGCUCAUGAUACAUGCUCUCUUGUUGAGAAUAUAUUGCAUUUGGAACCAAUUGAAGUAAACAUAUUUAAGGGGAUUACUUUGCCAGAUGCACCAAGAUUCGGACAGGUUUUUGGAGGACAGUUAGUUGGACAGGCAUUGGCUGCAGCAACGAAAACUGUUGAUUGUCUUAAACUUGUCCAUAGUUUGCAUGCGCAUUUUCUGCUUGUUGGAGAUUUUAACACACCAAUUAUAUAUCAAGUUCACAGAGUACGUGAUGGGAAGAGCUUUGCUACUCGAAGAGUGGACGCAAUACAAAAAGGGAUUAACAUUUUCACGAUACUGGCUUCAUUUAAAAAAGAAGAAGAAGGGUCUGUCCAUCAGGAAGCAAAAAUGCCAUCUGUGCCUGAUCCAGAUAGGCUUCUGUCAAUGGAAGAAUUACGUGAAAAACGUCUGCUUGAUCCGCGUCUUCCAAGGAUUUACCGAAUCAAGGCAGCUGCAAAGAAAUUUGUCCCUUGGCCUAUAGAGAUACGAUUUUGUGAGCCUAGCAGCUCAACCAAUCAGACUAAAUCCCCACCAAGUUUGAGGUUCUGGUUUAGAGCAAAAGGAAAACUUUCAGAUGAUCAGGCUUUGCAUAGAUGUGUUGUAGCAUAUGCUUCAGAUUUGAUAUUUUCUGGUGUAAGUUUGAAUCCCCAUCGUAGAAGAGGAGUUAAGUCAUCCCAAGUUAGUUUGGACCACGCGAUGUGGUUUCACCGCCCAGUUAGAGCUGAUGACUGGUUACUCUAUGUGAUAGUAAGUCCCAUUGCCUAUAAUGCACGCGGAUUUGUUUCAGGCCAAAUGUUUAAUAGAAAUGGAGAGCUCAUUGUUUCAUUGACUCAAGAGUCCCUGAAUAGGCCAAUUAGACCAAUUUCUGCUCCGACAUCUAAGUUGUGAGCUGGUGUUGCAGUAUCCCAUGGCACCUAAAAGCACGGCCGGCGAUCAUGUCCUGGUGAACCAGUUUUAGUUCAGGUUCCGGGUUUCUGCCCCGGGUUUUACAGCUAAAUAGAAUAAUGGAAUCAUAGUAUUUGUUAUCAAAAUGCUUGCAAGAAGUGUGUACUUUCAAUUCUGUUAAGAUGUAGCCGUUGCCCAGAUUGCUGACAUUGUCAGCCUCCGAACUGUAGUCCUUGGCCUAAGCAUCAUAAAUGAACUAAAGAAUGUUUUUACAGUUUUAUGGAGUGAAAUUAAAUGUGUAA
Molecule: messenger RNA, 1675 nt
Organism: Prunus avium (sweet cherry)
Lineage: Eukaryota; Viridiplantae; Streptophyta; Magnoliopsida; Rosales; Rosaceae
Product: acyl-CoA hydrolase 2
Biological process (GO): acyl-CoA metabolic process; fatty acid catabolic process
Molecular function (GO): fatty acyl-CoA hydrolase activity
Source: RefSeq, a predicted model, not a curated record